Molecule: messenger RNA, 1143 nt
Organism: Colletotrichum phormii
Lineage: Eukaryota; Fungi; Ascomycota; Sordariomycetes; Glomerellales; Glomerellaceae
Product: chromatin associated protein KTI12
Exons: 2
Coding region: 1-1143 (380 amino acids)
Biological process (GO): tRNA wobble uridine modification
Source: RefSeq, a predicted model, not a curated record
AUGCCGUUAAUCGUAGUUUCAGGUCUCCCGACCUCGGGCAAGACGACCCGCGCAAAACAGCUACAGGCCCACCUAGCAGCACGCAUCGCUGCCGCCGCCGCCGCCGACGGCAGCAGCAAACAGUCACCACCGUACCGACUUCACUACAUCUCCGACUCGACGCUCUCGAUAUCGCGCGAUGUAUACGACCUCGACCCGAACAAGGUGCGCGCGCACACGCGCUCCGCCAACGCCUCGGAGAAGGACGCCAGGGCGGCUGUUUAUGGGGCCGUGAAGCGCGUGCUGUCGGACCGGGAUAUCGUUAUUCUGGAUGGCAUGAAUUACAUAAAGGGGUGGCGGUACCAGCUACACUGCGAGGCUAAAGCUAUGAGGACGCCGAGCGUCGUGCUUCAGAUUGGAUGUGGAGUUGAAAGAGCUAGGGGGAUAAACGAGGAGAGGUUGAGGAGGCGAGAGACGGCUGCAACGACGACCACGACAGAAGAGACAGAAGGGGCGGACAGCCAGCCCUCGGAAGGUUCGAGAGACACCACCGAGGACGAGAACAAGCGAGACGACAACGACGAAGAGCAACAGCCCUACGACACCGACAACUGGGACAACCUCGUCUUCCGCUACGAGGAGCCAAACCCAAUGACGCGCUGGGACAGCCCCCUCUUCACCCUCAUCUGGGACGACGACGCAGCGCAGACGGCCAAAGUAUGCGACCACAUCUGGGACGCGGUAGCGGGCACAGGCCGGAAAGCCAUCAAGCCCAACCAGGCGACGGUCCAGCGCAGCCGCGAGACGAGCGGGGAUUAUCUGUACGUGCUGGACCGCGAGACGCAGGAUGUUGUCAAGAGGAUUUUGGAGGCGCAGGCUGAGGGGGAGGAGGGCGGGGAGGUUAGGGUCUGGGAGGGUGAUGAUGGGGCAUCGGCGGCAGCGGGAGCAGCAGGGGGAGGAGCGGGAGGGGAGAAGAAGAAGGAGCUUGUUGUACAGCUUCCUGGUCGCAAGGUCGGGCUGCCGCAGCUUCAGAGGCUGAGGAGGGCGUUUGUGGGUUUGAAUCGUGGGGGCAUUGGGCUUGAGGGCGUAGGGAACUUUAGUGCGGAGAGGAUGAGGGAGAGCUUUGUUGGGUAUCUGAAUGAUACGUUUGAGAAUGAGGGAUGA